Nannizzia gypsea CBS 118893 is the source of this 1161-nucleotide messenger RNA. RefSeq names its product NAP family protein. Gene Ontology annotation, biological process: nucleosome assembly. Gene Ontology annotation, molecular function: chromatin binding; histone binding. The record is from RefSeq and is a predicted model, not a curated record. Bases 1 to 1161 code for a protein of 386 amino acids. Gene Ontology annotation, cellular component: chromatin; nucleus. The transcript is spliced from 3 exons. Lineage: Eukaryota; Fungi; Ascomycota; Eurotiomycetes; Onygenales; Arthrodermataceae.
AUGGCUGAUAGCGACGACCAGGUGCCGCUGCUCGAGCGAGUCGAGAUGCCCAGCAAGCUUCCCAAGGAGCUACAGCGCAAGAUGACCUUGCUGCAGGACGAGUUCGCCGACGCCCAGGUCGAGCACAUGCGCGUUGGCGUGAACAUCAUGCGCCCCGUCUACGCCAAACGCAACGAGCUGAUCGCCUCCAAGCUCAAAGACCUCGACUUCUGGCCUCGCGUCUUCUCCAACCUGCCCGCUGAGGUAGACGAGUUCAUCCUCCCCUCGGACUCAGAGAUCUUCAACACAUGUCUCAAGAACCUCAACAUCGAGCGCAUCGGCAUCGACGAGAAGGGCGAAGGCGAACCUCGCUCUCUGCGCUUCACGUUCGAAUUCGAUAACAGCGAAGCAAACGUCUGGUUCGACGAUGCUAAGCUCGUCAAGGACUUCCAUUGGCGCAGGGAACUCAAGAUCACAGCUGCUGGCAAGCGGCGGGUGUGGGAAGGGCUGGUCUCUGAGCCUGUUCGCAUCAGCUGGAAGAAGAACAUGGAUCCCACUCAUGGCCUGCUGGAUGCUGCGUGUGACCUGGCCGAGGCCGAGAAGGCGUUGCUCAAGAAGGAGAAGAAGGAGAAGAUCAGCGAGGACGAGCGCAUGAAUUUGCCUGAGUUCGAGAAGUUGGUUGAGCUCGCUGCCAAGGUCGAGGCGGAGGCUGCGCCAGGCAACGAGGGAGAGGAGGACGGCGACGAGGACGGUGCUAGUCCCGCGGGAUUGAGCUUCUUUGCCUGGUUCGGAUACCGUGGUGCUGAUGUCUCUGAGAAGGAGUCUCAGGCUGCUAGAAAGGAGGACAGAGAGACCACCGAGAAGAUGCGAAAGGGCGAGGAUGUUCCCGGCGAGGAUGACGAUGACGAAGACGAAGACGACGAGGACGAGGAGGACUCUCUGGCCAUUGCUGAGAUCUUUGCCGAUGGCCAGAAUGUUGCCAUUGCCUUUGGUGAAGAGGUCUGGCCCGAAGCUCUCCAGUGCUACGUCGAUUCGUAUAUGGUCCCCGGCGACUUUGAGGAUUUCGAGGACCUCGACGUCGAAGAGAUGGAAGCUCUCAUUGCCGGAGACGAAGACGAAGACGAGGAGGAAGAAAAGGGCGAAAAGGAAGAGAGACCUCGCAAGAAGGCCAAGAAGGCUUGA